Molecule: messenger RNA, 2874 nt
Organism: Pelagomonas calceolata
Lineage: Eukaryota; Pelagophyceae; Pelagomonadales; Pelagomonadaceae
Source: the annotation of a GenBank genome assembly
AUGGCGCGCGGCCUCGGCAAAAAGCGUGCUGCGCCAGGGGCUGCCUCGCGCCUCCUUGUAGGCAUGCUGCUCGUCUCGGUGCAGGCGCACGAGCGUCCUGCCGCAGCCAUAGCCAACGCGAGAGUCGUCGCGAACGAGCAGCCGUGGUCGCUCGCGUUCGAGGAGGACGGCCGGCGGCGGUUGAGCUCCUCGGAGCUCGAGAAAUUGACGGCCAGCGACGGCGCGGCGGCCCACAACUUCGGCCGGUCCGUGGCGAUCGAAGGGAACACCGUGGUCAUCGGCGCCCCCGGCGCUGGCACCGGCGGCGCGGCCUACGUCCUCCGCACGACCGACGGCGGAAACACGUACGUGGAAGUGGACCUUUUGACGGCCUCCGACGGCGCUGCGGGCGAUGACUUCGGCUAUGCCGUGGCCGUCAAGGGCGCCACGGUCAUGAUCGGGGCCCCCGACAGGGGAGCCAAUAGCCUGGGCGCCGUCUACGUUUUCCGCACGACGGACAACGCCACGUACACCCAGGUGGACAUUUUGGCGGCCGACGACGCCGCGGCGGGCGACGAGCUUCGCUUCGGCUGGGCGGUGGCGAUGGACGGCGACGCCCUCGCGAUCUCGGCGUACAAGCAGAACGCGGCCUACGUCUUCCGCACGACCGACGGCGGCGCCUCGUACGGCCAGGUAGCCAAGCUGACGGCCUCCGACGCCGGGUCGAACGACAAAUUCGCCUACUCCCUGGACAUCUCCGGCGGUGUCGUCGCCAUCGGAGCGAUGGCCAGCCCGGGCGCGGUCUACGUCUUCCGCACGGGCGACGGCCGGCGUAGAAAUUGACCUUUUCGUUCCAGGAUCCGAGGGGUCGCCCCGAGCCCCGGCCGAUUUCCGCGCAGACGACGGCGGCGCGACGUACGGCGAGGUGGACAAGUUGACGGUCGCGGGCAGCGACAGCCUGGGCUACGCCGUGGCGAUCGACGGGGACACCAUCGUGGCCGGGGACCGCAAAGACUCGGGCUCGGUCUACGUCUUCAGCGCGAGCGACGGCGCCCAGCUGGCGAAGCUCAUAGCCGGCGACGCCGCAGAGGACGACAAGUUCGGCCAGAAGGUGGCGAUCGACGGCGACACCAUCGCCAUCGCGGCCGAAAACGAAGGCAAUACGGGAGACGGCGAAGACGACGGCCCGGGCGCGGUCUACGUGUUCCGCACGAACGACGGCGGCGCCACGUACGACGAGCUCGAGAAGGUAACCGCCUUGGACGCCGCGGCCAGCGACUGGUUCGGAACCUCCGUGGCGAUCGAGGGCGGCACCCUCGUGGCCGGGGCCCGCGGCGACGACGACGCCGGCUCCGAAUCGGGCUCAGCCUACGUGUUUGCGCUUCUUGCGGAAUUGACGCCGGAGCCCACGCCGAAACCGGGCGAGCCCACACCCCGGCCCGUUCCUGCGCCGACGCCGCGGCCCGUGCCCGCGCCGACGCCCCGGCCGCUUGCAGCCGCGCCGCAGCCCACACCGCGGCCGGCGCCGUCGCCCACGCCGCGUCCGACGCCGAUGCCGACGCAGCUGGUCGCCACGGUCGUGAACGACGCGUCGGAGCUGCGCAGCGCCGUGAAUGACGCGUCGACGACGAAAGUCGCGCUGGGCGACAACAUCGACCUGGGCGACGACCCGGUGGACGUCACGUCGGACCUCGUCGUCGACGGCCAGGGCUUUGAUGUCACGGGCAGCUUCGCGGUCCAAGGCGCGGCGCUCUCGUUGCGCAACGUGAAGCUCACGUCGAGCUCAGGGCGCCGCCGCGCGCUGGCGCCGGGGUCCGCUCGCCGCGCGCUGGCGGCGCAGGAAAACGGCGGCUGCCUCGCCGUCGAAAACGGCGCGCUGACGGUGACAGAUGUCACAUUCGACGGCUGCGAAGCGUCAAAUAACGGCGGUGCCAUCCACGCCGUCGACGCGGAGGUCACCGUCGUCAGUUCGACCUUUGUCGACUGCUCGCUAGUUUAUCCCAAUGACGCCGAGAAGGAAGACAAAAAGAGUUGGCUCGGUGGCGGUGCGAUCUACGCAGCGGGGGACGCUUCGACGCUCACGGUCCGAGACUCGACUUUUACUCGCUGCACCGCACCCGACGGCGAGGGCAACGGCGGCGCGAUCGUGGCCGCCGAAGUACGAGACGUCGAGAUCACGGGCUCGCGCGUAGGGGAGUGUAGCUGCGGCGAACACGGCGGCGCCUUUUACCUGGACGGCGAAUCAGGCUCCCGGACGCUUUCGAUUCGCGACACGGACUUUGACCAGAAUGGCGACCAGAACGACCAGAAGAUGAGGAAUGUGAUCACGAUCAGAGGUUUCGAACACGUCGAGCUCGUGGGCAUUACGGCGAAGGACAAUUCAAACGGAGGAGGCAACGAAGCUUCUGCGGUGAUCGAGUUUACGGAAUUUGACAAAAACUUCUGCGCCUCCCCGGGCGACGGUCAGUGCGAGUGCUGCGAUGGCCUCUACCUCUGGUCUGCUUCAUGAUCCGCACCGAGACCUCGCUCCACGACAAGGACCUGCAGUGGAUCGUCGCGGUCGUCCUGCUCGCGGCCGCGGUCCUGCCCAUGGUGGCGCUGGGGCUCAUCUUCAAGCCGAUGCUCGCCAAGCUCCGCAAGAAGCGGGGAAAGAAGCAACGGCGCUGGCGCGAGCAGGAGGCGCGCGGCGACGAGGACUCGGUCGACGCGGUCGAGAUCAAGAUCGACGGCGCGCCCGAGGGGAAGGCGGCGGGGGAGCCAUCGGCGGCGGGCGGCUGGCUCUCGUCGAUCGCCGGCGCGAAGCGCCCGGCCGCCCGGGAGGCGCGCGGCGCUCCCGAAGCGAAGACGGGCGAGGCGCCCGCCGGACCAGACGCUGGCGCUCGAUCCUCAGAUUGA